Messenger RNA from Lagopus muta (rock ptarmigan), 3822 nucleotides. RefSeq names its product GTP binding elongation factor GUF1 (gene GUF1). Gene Ontology annotation, cellular component: mitochondrion. The transcript has 17 exons. Gene Ontology annotation, biological process: positive regulation of translation. Lineage: Eukaryota; Metazoa; Chordata; Aves; Galliformes; Phasianidae. Gene Ontology annotation, molecular function: GTP binding; GTPase activity; mitochondrial ribosome binding. The record is from RefSeq and is a predicted model, not a curated record. Bases 189 to 2171 code for a protein of 660 amino acids.
CCGGCGCCGCUUGGAGGCGCUUCCGGCGCGUGGAAUGAGCGGAGCGACGUUCCGGGGCACCGCGGGAGUUUGGUGCCUCCGGGCGGGCAGCGUGAAAUAGAACGCGGAGAGAACGGUGAGGGGAGCGGCAGCGGGCUGCGAUGGGACUGAGGCUCGCGCUGUGAGGGGGUGAAUCCAGCCCCGGCGCUAUGGCUCUCACCGGCAGGACGGUCUCGUGGUGGGUCCGGCUGCUCUGGCCCUGCCCUGUGGCCGCCCCUCGGGGCCCUCCGGUCUGGCUGCCCACGGGUCUUGAGGCCUGCCAGCGGUUCUACAGCUCCCGCGACAAGGAGAAAAUAGAUAUGUCAGCAUAUCCUGCUGAAAGCAUAAGAAACUUCAGUAUUAUAGCUCAUGUAGAUCAUGGCAAAAGCACACUAGCAGACAGAUUGCUGGAAAUUACAGGAACAAUUGCUAAAACUGACCGUAACAAACAAGUACUGGAUAAACUGCAAGUGGAACGUGAAAGGGGAAUUACAGUUAAAGCACAGUCUGCAUCGCUCUUUUACAAUUUCAAAGGAGUAAACUACCUCUUAAAUCUUAUUGACACACCAGGCCACGUAGAUUUCAGCUAUGAAGUUUCACGGUCACUAUCUGCCUGCCAAGGUGUCCUACUUGUAGUAGAUGCCAAUGAGGGUAUUCAGGCUCAGACAGUGGCAAACUUCUAUCUUGCUUUUGAAGCACAACUUGCAAUAAUUCCUGUCGUAAACAAGAUUGACUUAAAGAAUGCAGACCCUGAAAGAGUUGAAAAACAAAUUGAGAAGCUGUUUGAUAUCCCUGUUAAUGAAUGUAUAAGGAUUUCUGCUAAACAAGGGACAAAUAUUGAAAAAGUUCUUGAGAAGGUCAUUGAAAAGAUUCCACCACCUCAAUUUAAUACUACUGAUCCCUUGAAAGCCUUAGUAUUCGACUCCACCUUUGACCACUACCGAGGUGUCAUAGCUAACAUUGCAAUUUUUGGUGGGGAGAUUCAGAAAGGGCAUAAAAUUGUGUCUGCGCAUACAAAUAAAAGAUAUGAAGUUAAUGAAGUAGGAAUUCUGACGCCAAACGAACAGCCAACACACAAACUAUAUGCUGGACAGGUGGGCUACCUGAUUGCUGGAAUGAAAGAAGUAACAGAAGCCCAAAUAGGAGACACGCUGUUUAUGUAUAAACAGCCAGUGGAGCCUUUGCCUGGCUUUAAGUCAGCGAAGCCAAUGGUUUUUGCAGGAAUGUAUCCUGUAGAUCAAACAGAAUAUAAUAAUCUUAAAAGUGCUUUGGAAAGGCUGACAUUGAAUGAUUCCAGCGUCACUAUUCAUCGUGACAGUAGCCUUGCUUUAGGAGCUGGAUGGAGGUUGGGUUUUCUUGGUCUUUUGCAUAUGGAAGUUUUUAAUCAACGUUUGGAGCAAGAAUAUAACACAUCUGUUAUUUUGACUGCACCUACUGUUCCAUAUAAAGCUGUUCUUUCCUCAGCAAAAUUGAUAAAGGAGUAUGGUAAUUCAGAGAUUACUAUUAUCAACCCUGCUCAAUUUCCUGAUAAACAUUCAGUGUCUGAAUAUCUGGAGCCAACUGUUCUUGGCACUAUUGUAACACCUCAGGAAUAUAUUAGGAAAAUAAUUGUUUUGUGUCAGGAUCGUAGGGCAGUCCAGAAAGAAAUGUUGUAUAUUGAUGAACAUAGGGUUAUGCUAAAAUACCUUUUUCCAUUGAAUGAAAUUGUGGUGGAUUUUUAUGAUGCCCUUAAGUCUCUGUCUUCUGGCUAUGCAAGUUUUGAUUAUGAAGAUGCAGGUUACCAGCCAGCAGAUCUUAUCAAAAUGGAUAUUCUUAUAAAUGGAAAUCCAAUUGAAGAACUGGCAACUAUCAUACACAAUGAUAAAGCCUAUGCUACUGGUAAAUUCCUGUGUGAGCGUUUAAAAGAUACCAUACCAAGACAGUUAUUUGAAAUAGCCAUCCAGGCUGCUAUUGGCAAGAAAAUAAUUGCAAGGGAAACAUUGAAAGCUUACAGGAAAAAUGUUGUGGCAAAAUGUUACGGUGGAGACAUUACAAGAAGAAUGAAGCUUUUAAAAAGGCAGGCAGAAGGGAAGAGACUGAUGAGAAAAAUUGGCAAUGUGGAAGUACCAAGGGAUGCCUUCAUACGUGUUUUAAAGAGACAGCCUGAGAAAUAAAUUAGUAUUAUGCAGCAGAUUGUCUUAACUUCUUAGAGACAGUAAGCAUACUUGUGUUAAUGUAUAAUUUAUCACUGUGAAAGGGAACAUCUGAUUUAGUUUAUAUCAUUUUAAAUGGGAAUAUAAAUUGAAAAGAUUUUGUAUUUAAAUUAUAAUGUACAAAUGUAUAAUGAAAAUAAAGCUAUUUUAUUUGAAUUUUCUGCAUCUAAAAGCUUUCAUUGUAACUUCACAUGAGCUAGAUAGAAAAGCUUGAAUGUGUUAAGAGCAGGAGAACAGCAACUGUGUCAAAAAGUUUAUUAAAACAGUUCGUCUAUCCAUACCUUAAAAUUAUAGUAGUUUUUUUUAAGUCACAAAAAUUUCAAGCUACACUGUUUUACUUGCUAAAGGUUCUCAUCAGGAAAUAAUGAUGUUGAGGGGAAUCACAACAGGAAAAACAAACUACACAUUUCUCAGCAAGUAAGAUUGAUUCACGUCUUCCAUACUGUCUACCUAAGUUCAGUGUGUAGUGACAUGCUAAAAGCUAGAAAAAACUAGAAAAUCUAUGCAUAAAACUUUACGAAAAGUUUAUCAUCCUAUUAUAGUAAUAGUGACACAAAAGGAUACUCUUGUAACAGAUGUAAGUUACUUACAGAUGUAAGUACCAAAACUUGACUUAAGUGACCUAGUAUAUGAAUCUUACCCAGAUUUCACAUGCCAAGACUCAGGCUAGAAUACAGUUAUGUAGUACCUGGCUGCUCAUGUUUAUUUGAAAAGAUAAGAGCAUGGGCUACUCAGAGCAAACUACCUUUGGGUUUUGCAUGUCUACAAACAAGAAGUUAUCAUACCAAAAUCAGAAAUUCAACUAGCAGUAUGGUCCAACAGAUAAUUUUGUACUUUGUGUUGUGUUAAGUCUAUACCUACUUUAAACAAAUAUUUCAGUUUAUGAUAGUGGCAAAAUUUGUUUUUAUCAUUUAAGGCAGCAAAUACAUACUAUAGUUUAAGGUCUGUUCUGAACUAACAAGAAUUCUUCUCUUCCAUAAACACGUUGUAGACAACCACUUUUUUUUUUUUAAAAGCACAAGACUAUGCAACAAAACAAAUUAUUGUUUAAGUGAAAAACUUAAAUUCUUUGAAUUAGGCUCUGUCAGUGGAUCACAAAAAUUAUAAAAAGCACAGUUGGUUCUUAGUCGCUUCCUUACACGAAGAUGACAAAAUACUUGAUCUCUCCACUUUACAUCAGAAACAAAACAAUUUGGAAAAAGAUAGAUUUAGAUUUAAGUUUUACUUAUUCAAAGUGGGAAAUAACAUUCCUUGUGACAGUUCAGUAUUUAUAGCGAUACAGUAAGAGGUAAUUAUUACAGAGUGGUUAACAGCAGACUUUAAUACACUAUCAUUUGAAUUUGUAGACUCCAUGUUCCUGUAAGUUAACCUCAUUCUAGGCAUUUAAUGACACCAUCCAAUACAAUUAAACAGGUAUAUACAGAAAGGAACAUUUAGAUCUUUCCUUCUAUAUAAAGCACAAUUACUAAAAAUAUAAAAACCCUAAAGUAAUUUGAAACACAUGAGAAGAAAAAGUGCUAUGGCAAACAUUUAAUGUAAGUAACCAGAAUAAGUUAUAACACUUUAAGAAUUGGGUGCAGUUUUAGGCACUGUUUUUCAUAUUUUUAUUUGC